Molecule: messenger RNA, 961 nt
Organism: Rattus norvegicus (Norway rat)
Lineage: Eukaryota; Metazoa; Chordata; Mammalia; Rodentia; Muridae
Gene: Khdc1b
Product: KH domain containing 1B
Molecular function (GO): RNA binding
Source: RefSeq, a predicted model, not a curated record
AGGCUCCAAUCUAAAACAAACCCAAAACAACAAUAAACAAGCAAACAGAGGUAGGACCAACCCAGGACCCUGCUGCUCCUGUUAAUUUAUUAUCCCUGGUCUACUCUUUUAGACCAUGCUCAGUAGAGUUCCUCAAGGAUCUUUGAUGAUUACGUAGGAGAAAGUUUGAAUUUCUGGACACUAAAGAUUAUCUUGCAUGACUAAGCCACGAGCUGAUUGGUUGGAUUAACUGGAGAAACUUCAGGCAUGGGUCCUUAGCUCUAGGGUGGAUCAAGGACUGGGUUUUGGAAGUGGGUAUAUAUAAUCCAGGGCCUGAGCCCUCCUUCAUAUCAUUCUGCAGUCAGUUGCUUGGACUUGCCUUGUGUUGAAGUCGGGGAAUAUCUGAGACGGAAAUGGAUGCUGCCAAUGAGAAUAGCUGGUGGAUGAUCCCUGAAAACUUUGAGUCUCCAUUCGUGUUCUUCAUAGAUGAGGACCAGGAGCAGCACAUAUUUGGCCAUGGUGACGAAUACCUCAGAUGCGUCGAGGAACACAGCAACACCUUCAUUCAACUGGAGAGAUGGUUCACAGCUUCAGGCCAGACUCGAGUCACAGUGGUGGGACCAUUCAGAUCAAAGCACUGGUUGGUGGAUAUGAUUUGGAACCUGUGUAACCAGGAAGCUUGCCACAGGGCCCGAGGCCAAGAGAUGUUGGAUCUUGUCCGGAAGCAGCCUCUAACCAGAGCUCACUUGGAUGCCUCCCUCACAGUGCAGGCACGUGAUAUCAAGGAUUUAGUCACCACCUGGGACUGAUCUACCCUGGGAAACAAGAAUGUGACAGUUUUGACCAGCCUUUAAGAUGAACUAAAGGGACAUGGCAUGGUGCACUAUCCUGAGGGAAGACUCGGGUGCAAGUAUCUGAGGGACAUCUCCCAAGCAUAAGGCUUUUCUGUAAUGGCAAAUGUGCAAUAAAACAAUGCCUUGCA